GUUUGACCACAUUUGAGAUGUGUUUGGGCUCGUUUAUUCGUCUCUAAGAGGAGGGCGGAACGGGUGGCCUGAUUUAGCACUGCUUUCCACAAAGUCUCGCAGACACGUCCCAUCCCCUUUUUUUAGGGUGGGUGGGGGAUACUUGAUCUCACAUGUAUUUGGACAGUUGUGUCGUUUGGUUGGUGGUGGGGGAAAGACACAGCUGCCUGGUUAACAGGACAUGCUGUGUGUGUGUGUGUGUGUGUGUGUGUGUGAGACAGCUAACCACCCACAAAGGCCAAGUAAAACUCGCAGAUGAGCCAACAGAGACAGUGAUGGAAACCAACAAGGCGAUGUCUGUGCGACGGGAACUGGGGCGCAGUGUGUGAGGAAGCCUCUGUGGAUCACCUGCUACGUGUUCGCCCUAACCUUCAGUGACCCUGCUGCCUACGUUCAACCCCCGUCUCUUCAAGAGGAGGCUGGGCUCCCUCCGGGCGCAAGAAACACCAUGUGCCAAAACUGGAGAGGACUUACCAUUGCCCCAUAGACAGCCACACCUCCCGUGAACCCGUCCCCUCCAGGACCACCCUAAUCCUCCACAUCGUCCACUGGCCAAGAUGACGAAGGUGGCGGCAUGGUCAGCAGAGGACGUCUCCGAUUGGCUGAGCAAGGAGGGGAUGCCGGAGUACAUAGAUGCCCUCCGUCGGACCGAUGGCCCGGCCCUGCUCAGGCUCACAGAGGCAGAUUUCAAUACGCCUCCCCUCUCGCUGGUGGCGUCUGACGGCGGGCAGCAGCUGUUGGAGCGACUGGAGACGCUGCAGAUAGAGACUCAUAUAGAGGCUCACAAAAACGGCCACGCAAACGGGCACGCCGGUGGGCUACCUAACGGAACUAGCAAGCCUCAGAGGAAUGGCACAUUGGGGAUGAAAGACUUCAGAAGGGAGAUGGUCAAGAUCCCCAUCCCUACAAUGGAGACUACACGGCCCUCGUUCCCCGCCGAGUGGGGCAAGACGGGCAUAGCGUUCUUCUACGCGGUGGUGUGCUUUGUCACCACCACCGUUGUCAUUUCAGUGGUCCAUGAGAGAGUACCGCCAAAGGAGCAUACCCCACCACUGCCAGAUAAGUUCUUUGACCUGUUUAACAGGGUGGAGUGGGCCUUCUCCAUCUGUGAGAUUAACGGCAUGCUGCUGGUGGGACUCUGGCUCAUACAGUGGAUGCUACUCAAGCACAGGUCAAUUAUAGGCAGGCGGUUCUUCUUCAUUGUGGGCACACUCUAUCUGUACCGGUGUAUUACAAUGUACAUCACCACUCUGCCCGUUCCUGGGAUGCACUUCAAAUGCUCUCCAAAGCUGCUCGGGAACUGGGAGGCACAGACGAGGAGAAUAAUGAAGAUGAUUGCUGGUGGGGGCCUAUCAAUCACAGGUUCCCACACCAUGUGUGGAGAUUAUCUGUAUAGUGGCCACACUGUCAUGUUAACACUAACAUACCUCUUCAUCAAGGAGUAUUCUCCCAAGCGGUUCUGGUGGUACCACUGGUUUUGCUGGGCGUUGAGUGCUGUGGGGAUUUUCUGCAUCCUUCUGGCACAUGACCACUACACUGUGGAUGUGGUGGUUGCAUAUUUUAUCACUACACGCCUCUUUUGGUGGUACCACACUAUGGCCAACCAGCAGUCGCUGAAGGAAACGUCACAGAGUAACCCUUUCUCACGGGUGUGGUGGUACAGACUGUUCCAAUACUUUGAAGCGAAUGUCAACGGCACGGUCCCUCGGAACUAUCAGCUGCCGUUGUCAUGGCGAGCGCUGCAGUGGAGCCGCGCUGUGAAGUACAGCAAAUUGGACAACCAGUGACCCUUAUCAUGUCGAAGCAGGCGAGGACUAUGACUUCCAUAAGUGCUGUUUUACCCAAGGAAUAUGGCACUGUUAAAUGUAGCGCGCUGUCCUUUCACCUGUAGUAACAGACACAUCCCUGUCCAAAUGGGUAGCACUGUGACCCACCUAGUCAUUUCUUUUGUUUGUUUGUUUGUGUGUGUGUGUGUACACAUAGACACACACAUACACACGUUAUUUUUGUUUUCUGUCAUCCAUUUUCUCUUCUGGUAGUAUUUGUCAACUCAGAGCACUAAUUUAUAUUUGUUUUGUGUCUUUUUCCUCUUUGUGGGCCACAUAACAUUUUCUGCUUUUGUAGCAGAUCUAUGAAGCAUUUCGACAAACUUUUAAAACUCAUUCUGGUUUUUGACCAUAAGGACUCAAAUAAUUGUUUUCCUCUCGCACAAAAUCCUAGUUAAUGUCUUCAUGUUCUUACAAGAUUUUUUAGUGCAGAUGGUGUCAGUCAAAUUUGAUAACCAAAAUGCCAUAAGCAUUUUUUUUUUGUUUUUGUUUUUUAUAGCAAAUUACUUUUUGUAAACAGUCCUUGCUAAAAUGAGUCAAAGGUGCAAAAAAAUAAUUUUUUUAAGUAUGUCAAACUUUAUUUUUCAAAAACAAAUGAUGUCCAAGAAAAGAUUUUUUAGAUUUUUACCUUUUUCAAGAUGGAUAACUGAGAGCAUAAGAAUCUAAUGUGGUAUAACAUUAUUCCAGUGCCUUUCUUAGCUUGAUUGUAAAACAGUUCAAGUACUAUGUGUCUUGUGUCUCUGUGCCGCAGGUGUGACCACACCGUGGUACGAGGUGGUACUUAGUUAACAGUUUCGUUCCCAUGAAUGUAAAAACAACUACGCCAGCCUUACCAGAAAAUUGGUUUUCCCAAAAUUAGUCAGUGAAAUGUCCCAUUUAUUUAUUGAUGCUUUAUGAUGUCAGUUUGUGUUUAGUUGGUUAAUGCUGUUCUAGAAUAAAAGAAUGACUGUUAAUUGUAUUUUUUUUAUGUCUGUAACAUUUCAUUUUUACCAGUCUUUAACCAACACCAGCCAUGUUCAAAGCCCGACCAUUGAUGCUCAGUCACCUGUGGACACCCUCACAUCUGCUAGCUUUACUUUCCACCACAUCAGUAUCUGCUAAGUGUCACUGCCUGAUUGGAAAUUGCCGAAUAAAUUUCUCCGAGGUGCAGAGUUAAGUUAUUCUGGACCUCACACUCGUGUGCAUCAUCGCUGCAUCUCUUUGCUCAGGAGAUAAUGAGCCCCUCUCUUGUUCCCCACAUGGAGUCCCAUUUCGAAAUCAGAAUGAUCCUCAUUCCUUGUCUUGUCUUGUAAUUAUUUUGAUGAGAUCUGGAGGUAAAUGUUCAAUGUAACACCUGUGUUGAGGUUAGGGAAUGUCAAAGUAGUCAAAUCAGAAGCUUUUGGCAGAGUUUCUGAGCAUGUCUGUGAUGGAUCUGUACUUGUUUUUGUAUGAAUUUUCUUGAACUAAAUCAAGCUGCUACUUUACAGUUUGAAGACAGCGUAUCUUCUACAUUGCCUCCUUCAGUGAAACGCCACAACAAUUAUUUUUACCAUAAGUAGCUCAACAUGGGACUUGCGUGCGGGGAACUGAAAGCUGAAGCAUGGUGCACAGAGCUGAUAUAUUUGGGCUUAUGUGUGCAAACAGGAUACCAUUGAUUUCCAUGAAUGUGAAAUGCGUCCUUAUUGAUGAUCCUAAUCAUGUACAUGUUGACUUUUUUUUUUAUUUUCUUUGCUUUUCUUUGUGUAACUAUGACUAAACUGUAAAGAAUUAAGUAUUGCACAAGUUCAUCUAUAGGGAAAGAUUUAACUCAUUAUGUGAAACUUUAAUUUCAAAUUAAACUGAUUAGUUUUGAUGAAGAGAAGCUGCACUAAACAUUAGAUUAUACAAUUUUCAAAUAAAUAAUGAUGUGAUUUAAUUUCUUUCAACAAUGUCAGAAGGAGGAGGUGAGAAAAUAACAUUAUUUUCAAUGUGAGCUUAUGAUACCUUUCAAUGCCAACUAGAGUCUUGAUGUUUAAGGACUAAUUACAGCACAGGCUUACCCUCCUCCCUGUAGCAUUGUCCAAUCAUUUCACUUUUACAGAGAAUGUUCUCCGCAGGUUCCUCACAUACGGCCAUAUUUUCAUUUGAGAUAAUGUUUGAAUUAAUGGUCCAAACGUAGCCCCCUGAUAAUGUUUGAGGGCUUCGAUAGGAAUAAAGGUUGGAGAUGUUUGUCUUCUAGUUUGCCAAUCAAGUUGGAUUUUCUUUUUGUCUCUUAAGAAAUGAAAGUUGGUUCUCCUGUUUGUUUUCUCUGUAAACUUCCCACCCACUUUGUCCCUUUUUUUUUUUUUGUGUGUGUAUACCAGGUGUUGAGAUAUGAUAAAGGAUUCCACUUGGGACGCUUUUGAAUAAAACAUUUUACUAUAAUGUAUUUGAUUUA
Messenger RNA from Morone saxatilis (striped sea-bass), 4260 nucleotides. RefSeq lists its product as uncharacterized. Gene Ontology annotation, molecular function: protein binding; sphingomyelin synthase activity; ceramide cholinephosphotransferase activity. The coding region runs from base 597 to 1826 and encodes 409 amino acids. Gene Ontology annotation, biological process: sphingomyelin biosynthetic process; ceramide biosynthetic process. The transcript is spliced from 6 exons. Gene Ontology annotation, cellular component: Golgi membrane; endoplasmic reticulum membrane. The record is from RefSeq and is a predicted model, not a curated record. NCBI's taxonomy places the organism in Eukaryota, Metazoa, Chordata, Actinopteri, Moronidae.